Molecule: messenger RNA, 1658 nt
Organism: Brassica oleracea var. oleracea
Lineage: Eukaryota; Viridiplantae; Streptophyta; Magnoliopsida; Brassicales; Brassicaceae
Product: peptidyl-prolyl cis-trans isomerase FKBP43
Exons: 12
Coding region: 46-1452 (468 amino acids)
Molecular function (GO): peptidyl-prolyl cis-trans isomerase activity
Source: RefSeq, a predicted model, not a curated record
CACAGAACGGAGAAGAACACAAAGCGUCUCUUUUCAUCGAAUUCAAUGGCUUUCUGGGGAGUUGAAGUGAAGCCAGGAAAGCCUUUCACUCUCAAGGCGGCUACUAAUGAUGCCAAAAGACUUCACCUUUCCCAGGCGACAUUGGGGCUUAGUAGUUCGGGAACAAACAGAAGCAUUCUUCAGUGUAACGUUGGGAACAAAAGUCCACUCUUCCUGUGUGUCCUGUCUCCCGAAAAGGUUGAUUCCUGCCAACUCAACAUCGAGUUUCAAGAAGCUGAGGAUGUUAUCUUCUCUGUCAUCGGUCCUAGGAGUGUUCACCUCACUGGCUACUUCCUUGGAAGGAGUAGCACCGCCGGUUUGAGCCUAAAUGAUGACGAAUCGGAGUCGUUUGGAGAAGACAUUGUUGACACAGACGUGGAGAAAGGGAGCAGUGAUGAUUAUGACUACAGCGACAGUUUCAUUAAUGAUGAUGCUGAUCAUCCAUCUUCUACUGACGAUGAUGACUUGACUGUUAAGGAGAGGGUAGCUAAAACAAAGGCAAAGAAGGGAAAGAAAAGACUAAGGAAGAAGUUUCAAGUCUCUGAUUCGGAUUCUGAUGAAACAUCGGCCAGAGCGGCCAGUGAGGACUCCGUAGAGAUACUUAACGGCGAUAAUGACCACAAGACCCCGAAGGUCCUUUCUUCAGAGGUUCCUUUGCCUUCAAGGGUCACGAGGUCGAAGGCAAGAUGUUCGACUUUGGAAAAUGGUGAGAAGACAUCAGAAGCAACAACUCACACACACAAGGAUGUGGAUAAUAAAAAGGAGGAGAAACCAUCUGGGGACGUUGAACCUUCUCCCGUUAAGAACGGCUCUGAAGUGCUUUCGAAGAAGGAGAAGAAGAAGAAGAAGAAAAGAAACAAGGAACCAGUUGUUAUUAACACAGACGAAGAUAUGCCUGGAAGUCAGAAGCCAGAGACUGACAAAGCAAUUGAAUCAUCAGCUGAUGUAACUCUGUCAAAGCAAAAGAGGAAAAAAGAGAGGAGAGAGGAGACUAGAGAGAGGAAGAAACAAGCUACCGAAAAGAACAUGGAGAAAGAAGCUAGUAGUACUAAGAAACUACCAGAAUCAGAGCUUUCUCCAAAUGAGGUGACAGUUGAAGAGAUUGAAAAAGGGAAGUCAGAUGGUAAAGUAGCUGUUCAAGGGAAAAAGGUCAGCAUACUCUAUACUGCGAAGUUGAAGGACACUGGGAAAGUGUUUGAAUCAAACUUGGAAGGAUCUCCAUUAAAAUUUCGCUUAGGUGGAGAAAAGGUCAUAAAAGGUCUCAGCAAUGGUGUUGAAGGUAUGCGAGUUGGUGAUAAGAGAAGACUUAUAAUUCCACCAUCUCUUGGAUACUCAGAGGAAGGAUUGAAGAAGGAAAAUGUGCCUAAGAACUCGUGGCUUGUCUAUGAAGUAGAGACAGUAAAAGUGAGAUGAUGCUAUUGGCUCUUUUUGACCUUUUGAAACAAAAAAGCUUUAAGCUUCUGCCCUGAGUCAUCUAGUUGUCUCCUAUUGCCUCCAAUUUUUCUUAUUAUAUAUCUCUCUCUCUCUCUACUCAGCCUUCGAUGAAUUGACUUGUCACUUUUAUCAUUUUUCUCACAACAAUCUGAAUCCAGGAAAAAAGAUAAAACAUUUUCAUUCUA